Molecule: messenger RNA, 2309 nt
Organism: Exaiptasia diaphana
Lineage: Eukaryota; Metazoa; Cnidaria; Anthozoa; Actiniaria; Aiptasiidae
Product: long-chain-fatty-acid--CoA ligase 6
Biological process (GO): long-chain fatty acid metabolic process
Cellular component (GO): membrane; endoplasmic reticulum
Molecular function (GO): long-chain fatty acid-CoA ligase activity
Source: RefSeq, a predicted model, not a curated record
UAUUUUCAGCCAAAAUGAAUACCGUUGUGUGCGAUCCAGUGAAAAUCCCACUACUCUUAGAACGAAUUGACAAGUGUCCAACUUUAAAAAGAAUUAUCAAACUGGAUGGGGAUGUAAAGGAAGAGGAUAUGAAAAAAGCAGAAGAUUGUGGGAUUAAAAUUGUUGAUUUUGUGGAUGUAGAGAAACUGGGGAAAGAACACGUGCACGAGAAGAAGCUUCCCACAUCAAAAGACUUAGCUGUUGUUUGCUAUACAAGUGGAACUACUGGAAAUCCCAAGGGAGCCAUGAUUACUCAUGGCAAUGUCAUCGCAAUGCUGUCUAGUUUUAUCCAAAUAGUUCAAAAGUGUGGUAUCUCUGUUGAUAACAAUGAUGUUCACAUAUCAUAUCUUCCUCUUGCUCAUAUGUAUGAACGACUGGCUCAGCUGCUGAUCAUCUGCUAUGGAGGUAGAGUUGGGUUCUUUGGAGGAAAUAUCAGAAAAAUCAUGGAUGACUUGAGAGAUCUGAAGCCAACUAUUUUUGUCUCAGUGCCUAGAGUUCUCAACAGGGUCUACGACAAGGUUAUCAAAGAUGUAUCAGGAAGUGCUAUAAAAAAAUUCAUUUUUGAUACUGCCAUGAGCUUUAAGAAAGCAGAGCUUGAGCGUAAUAUUAUCAGGAGAGACAGUCUGUGGGACUACCUUGUUUUUAGGAAAAUACAGAAUACCCUUGGUGGAAGAGUACGUUUUGUGGUUUCUGGGUCUGCUCCAUUAAGAGAUGAUGUCAUGAUCUUUUUACGAUGUGCUCUUGGGUGUCUUGUCAUGUCGGUCCACCUCUGCCUUGCAACAAGAUCAAAUUAGUAGAUGUUCCUGAGAUGAAUUACUAUGCUAAAGAUGGCAAGGGCGAGAUCUGUUUUUAUGGUCAUAAUGUAUUCAAGGGAUACCUUCACCAACCUGAUAAAACAAAAGAGGCCAUUGAUGAACAUGGCUGGUUACAUUCUGGGGACAUUGGAGAAUGGACAGAGAAUGGAACUCUUAAGAUCAUUGACAGAAAAAAGCACAUCUUCAAGCUUGCUCAGGGAGAAUACAUCGCGCCAGAGAAGGUUGAGGGUAUUUAUAUGCAGUGUUACUUGAUCAAUCAAGUCUAUGUCUAUGGGGACAGUAGAAAGUCUUGUACUGUUGGUGUCGUGGUGCCCGAYGAAUCUCACUUGAAGUCCUGGGCACAAAAGAACGACGUAGAGGGAGAAAUCGACCAGUUAUGUAAAAAUGAGAAAGUUCGCGCUGCCAUCUUCGAGGAGAUGAUAGCAAAGGGCAAGAAAGAGAAGCUGUUUAGUUUUGAACAGGUAAAGUCAGCUAUUAGUUUUGAACNUUCUGACUCCGACAUUGAAAUUCAAACGACCCGACAUAAAGAACCAUUUCAAAGAUACAUUCGAGGAUUUAUACAGUAAACUACAAGAAUAGAGAAAUUAUGGUGAUUGUUUAGGUGAAGCCACUGUUAAUUUUUGAAAUUUUACUGAAUUUUCAAAGAAACAAAGAAGCCAAAAAUGGCAGCCUUAAAUUGGUGUCAGAAGGAAAUCUUUACUAACAACCUUUGGCGACCAUUUAUUUCAGUAAAUUUAGUAAAAUUUCCAAAAUCAGCUGAUCCUAAGGAUCGCGAUAGCAGAUUUACUGCCAAUAUUUUAUAUGAAUUUAUAGCUCAGGCUACCUAUCGUGGCUAGAAUUUUAGGAAUAAAGGUAACAUUUAUAAAAGGGAUAUGUUGGUCUAUUGAGCAUGAGCAGUUGAUCAGUAGUUGAUUUCCCACAUCUAAAAGGGCCAGUGAUAAAAACUAGUAGGAGACUGAAAAAUUUGUAUUAAAACUGAAAUCUUUUGGCUUGUAACUAUCAAGUUUCUCUUUGCGCAGUGCAUCCAUGGUAUUUAUUCAAAUCUCAAGAUGACGGUUGUCCUAUGAAAGCUGUUGGAGAUCCUUUUAUAAAUACUGUGACCGGGCCAAAGGUCCUCAUUCGACUUGAGUUUUACCUUUUAGCCAAUCUAUCUAUCUAUGUGUCUUGUCGCGUUUGGAUCACCGGAAGUUAAGACUUUAAUAAUUAACUAUUGGGUUGGCUGUGUUAUUACAUCACCGGAAGCUCAAAUGUAUAGAUGUACUAAUAUCGUUAGUAAAUGUUAAAUGCUGCUUGCGCUUUUGUGAUAAAAAAAUAUUCGUUUACAAAUGUGGURUCUGUGAUCUCAUCGGAAUGCAUCUGUCUAGGCAUCAAUAGUACGCGUAUGUGCAGAUCGCAUGGAGCUUCGAGUUGUAUAUGCUUAGGAAUCUAAAUAAAUGACCWUUCUAGUGUUAGACA